AUGAAGAGAGCUCGUGUAACCUCAGUGUAUGAAGGUAAAGAGAGAAACAGAUCAAGAAAAGGGGAAGAAGCUCGAAGGGAUCAAUCAAAACACGCGAGAAUGACCGCGAAAGCUCGAAUAAGUGUUCAAAAAGAAAGCAUGAAGAAACCAUUGUCGCUUAAACAUAAGAAACCGUUGGUGGUAAUGAAGUCGAAGGAAGAGACACUACAAAAUAUUAUGGAGAAAGAUCAUAAAGGUGUGGUGGAGAAUAAUAUGGAGGAAGAGAUGGAAAUAGCUAAUUCAAAGUUGGUCGAGGAUUGGCCGGAAAUGUUGUUGACAUAUGAAGAGGAGUGGACAUGGUUUGCGUUUGCGUUUGGGUGGGGAUGGUGGCAGCGUUAUGACGCAGUGAUGAUGAAUUGAGCGGUGAGAGUUGGUUUAACUAAAGAGUAAGAUUGUAUGUGUUAGUGAAAUUAUAUAUUAGGU
Capsella rubella is the source of this 462-nucleotide messenger RNA. RefSeq lists its product as uncharacterized. NCBI's taxonomy places the organism in Eukaryota, Viridiplantae, Streptophyta, Magnoliopsida, Brassicales, Brassicaceae. The record is from RefSeq and is a predicted model, not a curated record. The transcript has a single exon. The coding region runs from base 1 to 399 and encodes 132 amino acids.